Messenger RNA from Astyanax mexicanus (Mexican tetra), 10052 nucleotides. RefSeq names its product ATPase phospholipid transporting 11C (gene atp11c). Gene Ontology annotation, biological process: phospholipid translocation. Bases 685 to 4113 code for a protein of 1142 amino acids. The record is from RefSeq and is a predicted model, not a curated record. Gene Ontology annotation, cellular component: endoplasmic reticulum; plasma membrane; trans-Golgi network. Gene Ontology annotation, molecular function: ATPase-coupled intramembrane lipid carrier activity; ATP hydrolysis activity; magnesium ion binding. Lineage: Eukaryota; Metazoa; Chordata; Actinopteri; Characiformes; Acestrorhamphidae. The transcript is spliced from 31 exons.
GUGGGGAGAGAUAGAAAGGGAGGAAGCAGCAGCAGCACGCGAUAUAUAAACUAGCGCAUCCUCCUUUAAUGAGUCCCCGGUUCACUGAGCUCUCUCCCCGGCGGUGUGCGGUUCGGUGUGUGGGGUAACCCGGUGGUUCGGGGCUGUUUUCGGUUCUCCACCUCUUCCUUCUCUUCUCUUCUCUUCUCUUCUCUUCUCUUCUCUUCUCUUCUCCACCUCCUUCUCCUUCUUCUAGAAGCUGAAGCUCCACAGCAGCAACAGGGCAGAGAGUCACAGGAUGCCGCUGAGUGGAGCAGCAGCAGCCGCCACUGCCGCCGCCGGCGCGUCGCUCGCGGGGAGCCCCCGCCACUAGCAGCGCCGUGCCACCCGCCACCCGCCGCCGCAGGAACGGAGCGGAGAGGAGAAUAUGCAAAUGGUCCGGGAGGGAAGAAGCGCAGCCGAAUGGAGACGAUGUAGCUUCACCGCCGCGUUUCAUAUAGCUCGGAGAAACAGGGUAGGAAAUAGAUAGCUAGCCUAGCUAACGCGCUUAAUUACCGCCAUACAUGCGAAGUUACUGACCGCGCGAGAAGCUCGAGGAGCCCGCAGCUGCCUCAGGUGUAGCAGGUGAGAGAAAGCGGGGGGUUAAAGGUGUGUCUUCAGGUACCAAAGAAAGGUGAAGAGGAAAGAGCUGAAGAGGAGUCAAAUAUGCUCCGGAGGAGGAUCAAUCUGCUGUUUGGUGGGGAUGAGAAACGAGUGGACAGCAGGACCAUCUAUGUAGGACAUCGUCCUUGUCCGGCCACCGAGGCCUUCAUCCCACCCAAAUUCUGUGACAACAGAAUAGUGUCUUCCAAGUACACUAUAUGGAACUUUCUGCCAAAGAACCUGUUCGAGCAGUUCAGACGAAUCGCCAAUUUUUACUUCCUCAUUAUAUUUCUGGUUCAGGUCAUUGUGGACACGCCAACAAGCCCCGUAACCAGUGGCUUACCAUUGUUUUUUGUGAUCACAGUGACUGCCAUCAAACAGGGUUAUGAGGACUGGCUGCGGCACAAAGCGGACUAUGAGGUGAAUAAGUACCCGGUGAUCGUGUUGGAGGAUGGACGGUCAAUACGCAAGGAGAGUGAAAAAAUAAAGGUGGGUGACAUAGUGGAGGUUGUGGAGGAUGAGACCUUUCCCUGUGACCUCAUUUUGCUGCAGUCCACUCGAGACGAUGACACCUGCUUCGUCACCACAGCCAGCCUGGAUGGAGAGUCCAACCACAAAACACACUACACAGUGCCAGAUACAGAGAAAGACCUGCAGUCUCUCAACGCCACCAUCGAGUGUGAACAGCCCCAGCCUGAUCUCUACAAGUUCGUGGGCCGGAUGCACAUUUACAAGACGGAUCAGGAGCCAGCAGUAAGAUCCUUGGGCCCGGAGAACCUGCUUCUGAAAGGCGCAACUUUAAAAAACACCAAGAAGAUUUACGGAGUAGCGGUGUACACGGGCAUGGAGACAAAGAUGGCUCUCAACUACCAGGGCAAGUCUCAGAAACGCUCAGCCGUGGAGAAGUCUAUCAAUGCCUUCCUGCUGGUCUAUCUCUGCAUCCUGAUCAGCAAAGCAGUAGUGUGCACCACCCUAAAGUAUGUGUGGCAGAGCCAGGACGGACAAGAUGAGCCUUGGUACAACGAGAAAACCCAGAAAGAGAAAGACACAUAUGUGUAUCUGAAGAUGUUUACAGACUUCCUCUCCUUCAUGGUGCUUUUCAAUUUCAUCAUCCCCGUGUCCAUGUACGUCACCGUGGAGAUGCAGAAGUUUCUGGGUUCGUUUUUUAUCACCUGGGAUAAAGAUUUCUUCGACCCGGAGAUCCAGGAGGGGGCUCUGGUCAACACCUCGGACCUUAAUGAGGAACUUGGCCAGGUGGAGUAUGUCUUCACAGAUAAGACCGGCACGCUGACCCAGAACAACAUGGAGUAUAUAGAGUGCUGCAUAGACGGCUUCCAGUACAGAAACUCAGACUCUAUGAGCGAGCUGGACGGGUUCUGUGUGACUGACGGGCCGGUCAGCAAGUUACAGCAGAAAGCUGGCCGGGAUAAGGAGGAGCUUUUCCUUCGGGCCCUGUGCUUGUGCCACACAGUACAGGUGAAGGAGGCGGGGCCAGAUGAGAUUGACAGCGAUCAGGUGGAUGGGUUAGUGAGUGAGCUGAGCCAGCCAGACGAGCAGAGAGGAUUCAUCGCCUCCUCGCCCGAUGAAGUCGCUCUGGUCAAAGGAGCCAUGAAACACGGCUUCACCUUCCUGGGUCUGGAGAACAAAAGUAUGAAGAUCAGGAACAGGGAGAACAAUGUUGAAUUGUAUGACUUGCUUCAUGUGCUGAACUUUGACCCGGUGAGGCGGAGAAUGAGCGUCAUAGUCAGGAGUAAAUCAGGAGAGACGCUGCUCUUUUGUAAAGGGGCGGAUUCUUCCAUCUUUCCCAGAGUCAGACAAGAGGAAGUGGACAGAAUCCGCAUGCAUGUUGAGCGCAAUGCUACGGAAGGCUACAGGACCCUGUGUGUGGCCUAUAAGCAGCUGAGCCCGGAGGAGUUUGCUGUGGCGGAUGCAGGACUGAGAGACGCUCGGCUGGCUCUGCAGGACCGUGAGGAGAAGCUGAUGGCUGUUUAUAACCAGGUGGAGACGAGCAUGAGCCUGAUCGGAGCGACGGCGGUGGAGGACAGGUUGCAAGAGGAGGCUGCAGAGACCAUGGAGGCUCUGCAGGGAGCCGGUAUGAAGGUGUGGGUUCUUACUGGUGACAAGAUGGAAACAGCAAAGUCCACCUGCUACGCCUGCCGCCUGUUCCAGAGAGGCACGGAGCUGCUGGAGCUCACGGUGCGAACGCUGGAGGACGGCGGGAGGAAGCGGGAGGAGAGGCUUCACGAGUUGCUGCUGGACUACCAUAAGAAAGCCGUACAGGAUGCCCCGCCCGUCAAAGCCGGGGUCACCAGGAGCUGGUCCACGGCGAAUCAGGAGUAUGGUUUCAUCAUAGAUGGAGCCACGCUGUCUUUAGUGAUGAACCCGUCUCCUGAUACAAAUUCAAGCCGCUACAAGAGCCUCUUCCUGCAGAUCUGCCAGAACUGCACAGCUGUGCUCUGCUGCCGCAUGGCUCCGCUGCAGAAGGCUCAGAUUGUGAAAAUGGUGAAGAACUCUAAAGGCUCUCCCAUCACUCUGUCUAUUGGUGAUGGGGCUAAUGAUGUCAGUAUGAUCCUGGAGGCACACGUGGGCAUUGGAAUAAAGGGAAAAGAGGGCAGACAGGCGGUCAGGAACAGUGACUACGCAAUCCCAAAACUCAAGCACUUAAAGAAGCUGCUGCUGGCACACGGACACCUCUAUUAUGUGCGCAUCGCCCACCUCGUGCAGUACUUCUUCUACAAGAACCUUUGCUUCAUCUUACCUCAGUUCCUGUACCAGUUCUUCUGUGGGUACUCUCAGCAGCCCCUCUACGAUGCAGCCUAUCUGACGAUGUACAACAUCUGCUUCACCUCCAUGCCCAUCCUGGCCUUCAGCCUGCUGGAGCAGCACAUAGCCAUCGAGUACCUGCUGGACAAUGCCACCCUCUACAGGGAGAUAGCAAAGAACGCCAUGUUAAAAUGGGGUCCCUUCCUGUACUGGACUGUACUGGGCAUUUUCCAGGGGCUUCUCUUCUUCUUUGGUGUUAAAUAUCUGUUCAGCAACCCAGCGCUGCAGGACAAUGGCCAGGUGUUUGGAAAUUGGUCCUAUGGAACAAUAGUGUUUACGGUCCUUGUUUUCACUGUCACACUAAAGCUGGCCUUGGACACGCGGCACUGGACGUGGAUCAAUCACUUUGUGAUCUGGGGCUCUCUGGCCUUCUAUGUGUUCUUCAGCUUCUUCUGGGGAGGAAUUAUAUGGCCGUUUCUGAAACAGCAGCGGCUGUACUUCGUCUUUGCCAACAUGCUGAGCUCUGUGUCGGCCUGGCUGGUCAUCAUCCUCCUCAUCCUCCUCAGUCUUUUGCCUGACAUCCUCCUGAUGGUCUUCCGCAAGCCCAGAGGUCCUCACGCUCGACAGAAGAAGAAAAUUCAGACAAGUGCGGAGGCCAGGCAGUCCAGGUCUUCCAUCAGGCCUCUGCUCAUGAGAACCUUUUCAGACGAGUCCAAUACUGUCAUAUGAACAGCUGUCAGAGGGCUCCCUCCUUCAAACGGCCAGAUCGCUGCCGUCACCCCGCUGUCCUACAAGCAUCUGAACGAGCGCUACUGAAGGACGCAGGUCAGAGCGGGGCGGAAGCUGCUGAAAGGACAUCGAGUGUGAGCCAAGCUGGCUGCUUUCCCUGCUGCCUGCUCAAAAAACAGACCAGAAAAUCAAGAAAAUGGGGACGAGCGAACGAGCGCCUGGCACGAAAAAGAAUAGCGAAGAAUAUAAAGAAGAGGACGGGAGAACAAUUAGACCAGGCACAGAUUCAGCAGAGUGCCCGCCCUCGUUUUUUUAAUCUAAUUUAUCCUCCCCUCUAUCUUUCUAUCCCUUUCUCCCUCUCUCUCUUUCUCUCUCUCUCCUUCUCCUCCGUUCCUCCCUCUCUCUGUAGCAUGACUUCACUCAAGCAUAGCAUAUUGUGCCACUGGCUCUCACAGCAUGUGGCAGUUUUUUGGGGCCAUUUUUUUUUUUUGUGUGGCUUUUUUUUUUUUUAUUAUUUUUUUUUUAAAUCUUUUGAAUCAGCCAUGACCUUUCCAUGAUCCGUCCAUUGCCUAGGCAUGUGCCUGACCCUCCCCGUUCUCUUCCAGUCAGCCUACUGGAAAUGUAGCCUCCUGAGGCGUGAAUGCAUAUGUGGUGAUGGGACAUUCCUACAUUCAUUGCUUCAUCAAUAGUUCCUCAGUGGUUCCUCAUUGGUUCUUCUUUGGUUCCUCACACCAACACCCACCCAUCCACCACAUUCCUCGACUAUCACUGCAGAUUACGUAGUUCAAGUUCCUGGGUUUAUUCUUUAGCAGAAACAGUUCUGACCCUCUUUGUGAUCGGACGUGGCUCAGGCCCAAACCGUAGUUUUAAAAGAGUUCUGUGAUUUUGAGCUUUUUUGAUUGUGAGCUCUCUAUAAAAUGCUGCACUGACAGCCCUGAACCCUAUGAGUACAAAAACAAACACACACAAACACACUGUGUGUUGGGCUCAGCAGGGUUUGGCCGCUUUCAUCGCGUGUUGUUUUAUGCGUGUGAUUUAAUUGUUUUGGUUUUAGUUCACACUAGGGGUGGGCGAUAUGGUGAAAAUAUCAUAUUGUGAUAUUUAAAGACAUUUUCAUAAUGCAUGAUAUUUAUCAGGGCUGUGAAUUGACUACAACUUAGUGAUACAAUACAAAUCGUAAUGCACAAUACUCUUAAGUAAGGUGAUGUACUGCAAAUAUAUAUGUAUCAAAUUGUAAAAGAAAAAAAAACUCCCAUAAUAAAGAGAAACACACUAUCAUAUUCAUAAAAUCUGAAUAAAAAAAUAACCCCCAUUUUAUCCCACUUGUCUCCCCAAUUUAGCUAUGCAAUGCUAACGCCGCAACACCAGGAGGGUGAAGACUAGCACAUGCCUCUUCUGAUACAUGUGAAGUCAGACUCCACUUCUUUUUUUUUUUAAAGUGCUGCUGAUUCAGCAUUGUAGAGUAGCAUCACAGCACGCUCGGAGGAAAGCGCAGUGACUCGUUUCUGAUACAUCAGCUCACAGAUGCAUUGUGCUGAUCCACAUCACCCUAGGAGUAAUGAGGGGAAAGAGCAAGGCCAAUUGGGCUCUCAAGGCUCCGGCAGCUGAUAGCAAGCUGCAUGACCGGGAUUCGAACCAGUGAUCCCCCGAUCAUAGUGGCAGUGCCUUAGUCGGCUGGACCACUCGGAUUAAUGUCUCAAUUCAUCACAAUUAGUAGCAAUUUUUAACUAGUGUUAGUUAAUUAAUUAAUUAGCUGAGACAUUACUUAUCCAUUUAACAAUGUUUAUUACUGUCAUUAUUUGUGACCUUUACUAUAAAGUCUUACUGUUUUUUGCUUUUUAUCCAAUCAGAACAGUGGGAUCUAACGACCGAGCACAGCACGGCUUUCUAGUGGGCGGGGCUUAAACACAACACUACAAAACAACAAAAUAAUAUACAAUAUAAAAUAAUUGUAUUUAUCACAAUAUUCUGUCACACAGACAGAAUAUACCAAAAUGCUACUUUUUAUUUAAAAUAAGCUGUACUAGAUCCAGUUGAACAGCAUUACAGCGUCUUUACAAUGAAAAUAUGACCAUAUCCAGGAAAUUUUCAAAGCUUAUUGUUUAUUACAGUUUUUUAUCACAAUAUGAUAAAUGUUAUGUCAUAUAGCCCACCCCUAGUUCACAUAUGAGAGUUUUGUAGUGAUGUUACUUUGUUCUGACGAUGCAGGGAUCACUGUGUUGAGCUAAAUCUGAGUUAGAUGUGUUGGAUCUUCUGUCAUGUGUUUUUUUUGCUGGACGCCAAAAAAAAGAAAAUGUUGCUUUUAUAUCUGGUUCUGGAUUAGGGAUUAGUGUGGUGUGGCACACGUGUGUAAGAGUGUUUGUAUGGGGAUGCUUCAUGAUGAUGAUGAUGAUGAUAUUGAUAUCCUUAGUGCUGAAAGAUAGUGGAGGUUAAUCAGUGUGAUCAGGAUGUGAUGAGGAGGUGUAGGGUGGAGGAUAAUCACUGUAUCUGCAAUCAGGUUCGUCUCGAUUACCACAAUCUUUCUGAGAAAUAUUUCUGAUAAACAAUAGUAUUGUCAUUUUAGGACUAUUUAUUGACUGAUAUGAUGACAGUACAACAAUAUAAUAAUGUAUUUCAUCACUGUCCAAUGAAAAACACUUAUCUCCAAAACAGUAACUUUACAGGAGAGAGAAAAAAACCUUGUUAACUUUCAGUGGAAGUCAAUGUAAAAAGAGUUUAUUUCAGGUCAUUUUGAAGAGUUUCUAUUGGUCCGUUCAUCAAGAAAUUUUGAAACCGUGUAAGGGACAGUUUCUCUGUUCAAAUUAUGUAGUAAAUUAAAAAUUGACAAAAAUGUAGAAAAGUCUUUUUCAUAGGACAGCAACGAUUUACACCUUGCUUUUAAUUUUUAAUUAUUCUUAUGCAAAUAAUAUUUAGACAUCAAAAUUGGAAUACAAAUAUGUUUAAACAUCCAGAAAAAAAAACUUAAAUAAAAUCACUGAUUACUUUUAACAGGCCAACAUUUUUUGUUGAUUUUAUCCCUGAUAUUACAUGCCUAAUUAUCGAGAAUUUCUAUUCAAGCAUUGCAUAAAAAGGUCUCACGUUUGAUUAGAAACAUUACUGAAAAUUCUAAUUGUAAUUGUGAUAGAACAUAUUUUAAAGCAUUUAAUUAAAUCUGCAAAUGUCUAUAUAUAAUUAAUAAAAAUCAUAAAAUUAGCACUUUCUUAACUCUCAAUGUUACUCAUUUAGGUUAUGUUCAUAUAGUGUACAUUAAAUCUGUGAAGUAAUUAUAGUGACGGGCCUGAUUGCAAUUUAUUUAGAUUUUUUUAUUUGCAUUUAAUGUAUAUUGCAUUGAUGAUCUGUUCCAACCAAUCAGUGCUCACUGAUGUUGAAAGCAUGCACUUAAAAACACGUAGAAUGCAGACAGCAGGUAUGUCCCAAUUGUGUACUAAUUACUAAUACUAACUAACUGGUUUUGUUUUGCAUAUGUUAUUAAUAUAUGUGUAUAUUAAUACAGAUCAAACUGUCACAGUUGAGUAUCGGUAUACUUAAAUAUCCAUAAAUCCAUAAUACACAUUCAGAAGUGAUCAGUUCUCAAUGAGUGUGAUUUCAAUGCACUCUAUAUCCCACAAUGCAAUGCAGUGUAAUGCAUUGCAAAGUUGUAAGGCAGAAGCUUCGCACAUCUGGAACAUCUGUUAGAAUAAAUAGUUUAUAACGAGGCUCAGGAAUGGGUUAUUAUGUUCAUAUUUUGUGUAUUAACCUACUACAUCUGCACUUGUAAGAUUAUGUAGUAGAUAAAAUAUACUUUAUAUUAUUAGUGUAUAUUAGUGUGUAUUAGUGCGUAGUAUAUAAUUGGGACACAGCCUCCUGCACAGUGCUUGAAUGAAUGAGUGAGUGAGGUUUGAUGGGUGGGGUAUGGUGGCAUCAUACAGAUAAAGUAUAUAAAGUGCCAGAUCCAGAGCUCCUGCAUGCAGGAGAUAGUGCCACUGUGAUGCAUCAUCAUCGUUAUUGUUGCUGUUUUAUUGUUUUGGUGUUUUUAUUGCCCUGCGUAGGUUGUGCCACUGUACCAGUGUGAUUGGUACUACGGUUGUUGAGUUGUUAGCAUAGUGUUCCUAGCCAAGCAUAGCAUAGCAUAGCCUUGCCCUGCACCCCCCUCCCUCCCAACCACCGCUAAUCCUCCACUCCCCAGCCCCCUCUUUAUUUCCUUCCUUGUGCUUCUUCUUACAUUCCAUUUCUAUACGCCCACAACUUCGAUUUCAAUCACUUUCUACAUCAUUACUGAUGAUUAUCAGUUCUUUUGUUUGUUCGUUUUUGACGGUGUGAUUCGAUUUGAUGUAUUUAUUGCGAUGUGUAAUUUUACUCACAAAUGUUCUAUUUUUAUGACAUGAAUCUUUUUUUAUUAUGGUUGAGAAUGAUCAGCUCGUGCCAAUUGAUUUUUUGCCUGUGUAAUCCCGGACGCUCGGCCGAUCUGACCUGCUCCCAGCGAGGGGCUCGGACUGCUCCCGGGUCCCUGUUUUUGGGUCCUUGUUCCCGGAUCCUUAUUCCCGGGUCCCUGUUUCCCAGAUCCCUGUUUCCUGUUCCUGGGUCCCCGUUUCUGGUUCCCCUCAUCACUUUCGGCAGGUUUAAGUCUGGAAUGGUGCAUGCUGUCUGAUCUCGGUAUAAAUCCCUUUAAUGAAUGCUGUUCGACACAUUUCUGUUGAUUUGUAUCUGCUAGUAGCCCAAAGUGGGCAUGAAGAACUGCAGAUUUUGGCAUGUCUUUGAAUGGGUAAAUAUAUAUGUGUAUAUAUUUUAAUUUGUAUUUUUUAUUUGUUACAAUUUUUUGGAUCUGAAAGGCAUUGCACUCUGUUCCAGCUUAAACCGAAGGGACUGUGUGUUUGUUGUGUGUGUAUGUGUGUGUGUGUGUGUGUACAGUAUGUAUGUAUGUGUGUAUCUAGUUAGCUGUGGGAGCAGAUGUGCGUUAGACCUCUGACUGUGUCAUGAUGCCAAGCAUCUUAAGCCCGGCUCUGUUUGCCUCCGAGCGCUCUCAGAUUCUCAGAUUCUUUAUCACGAUCCAUUAUUUUUUAUUUUUUAAUUUUGAGAUGAGAAUAUCUAUAUAUAUAUAUAUAUAUCUAUAAAUAUAAUGUUAAAGCUCUAUUCCAGAUUAUUAUUUAUCUCCCUGAAAUAAAAUAAAUCAGAUUUAUUAUAGAACAGUCUGUGGGUUCGGUCACCCCACUGUAUGGCAGAGAUUUUUUUAUGCUAUUAUUAUUAUUAUUAUUAUUAUUAUUAUUAUUAUUAUUAUUAGUGCAUUAUUAUGAUUUUUCUUCAAAAUUGUAUUUAAUUUAACUCUACUGAUGUGUGGCGACACCAUCAUUAACCUGAGCCAUGGCGCACACGCACACACCCGCAUACAGCUUGCGGCGCCUCUUAUAUAAACAUAUAUAUAUAUAUAUAUAUAUAUAUAUAUAUAUAUAUAUAUAUAUAUAUAUAUAUAUAUAUAUAUAUGUGAGUGUGAGUGUGUAUAUGUAUAUGUUCAGCUCAGAGAGGGGGAGGAAGGGGUGAAAAGCACCUGCCUGCAGUAUUUCUAACCCCCCCCCCCCAACAGACCUUUAACCAACAGAACCACAUCAGAGAUGCUAUUUUCAAAGCUUAUGAUAAUUAUUGGAUUCUCAUGUUUGCCUGAAAACAAAAUGAAAAAAAAAAAAACCUUGAUUGUAUUUUUAAUGCAACCUUUUUUUGAGACACUGUUUUGUAAAAAAAUAUAUAAAUAAAAAUGAAAACGUCCAAAAAACAAGGUGCAUAAGGCUGCCCGGGUGUGGUGGCGAGUGGAGGUGCAGCGUCAGGGCGGUGCUGCCAACACUCGGCCUGUGUCAGGACCCUCUAUCUGGACCCUCAGGUUCCGGCCUUCUGACCUGAAUGUACCUCUUUAAGACCAGUCUGUUCAAAACAUGAAAAUUCUUUAUGUAAUAAAAUGAUUUUCAAAGCAA